Molecule: messenger RNA, 1716 nt
Organism: Camelina sativa (false flax)
Lineage: Eukaryota; Viridiplantae; Streptophyta; Magnoliopsida; Brassicales; Brassicaceae
Source: RefSeq, a predicted model, not a curated record
CUUCGUCUUGACAAAGGCAAUAGGAGGAACCCGUCUCUCAACCCUAACCUUUUUUCUCAUAAUCAUAUAUAUCUGAUCUUGACUUCGUGGAUUUGGAUUCAGAUCUCACAGAUGGAUGGGGUGAAGCUUUCGUUCCCACCGGAAAGUCCGCCACUUUCGGUUAUUGUUGCUCUCUCUCUCUCAGCCUCUCCGGUAACUGUUGAUUCCUCCGCCGCCGCAGCCACCGUCGCUUCUUUCGUCUUCUCCGACGGGAGGAAACUGAGUGGAACCACUGUUCUUCUUCGAUAUGUUGGUCGAUCAGCUAACAAGCUUCCUGGUUUCUACGGCAACGAUGCUUUUGAUUCUUCCCAGAUUGAUGAGUGGGUAGAUUACGCUUCUGUCUUCUCCUCUGGUUCUGAGUUUGAGAAUGCUUGUGGUCGUGUUGAUAAGUAUCUUGAGACUCGCACGUUUCUUGUUGCCCAUUCUCUUUCCAUUGCGGAUGUUGCUAUUUGGUCAGCUCUUGCAGGAACUGGCCAAAGAUGGGAAAGUUUGAGGAAAUCGAAAAAGUAUCAGAGUUUGGUUAGAUGGUUCAAUUCGAUUUUAGAUGAGUACAGCGAGCUGCUUAACAAGGUUUUAGCAACAUAUGUGAAGAAGGGCUCAGGGAAGCCUGUGGCUGCACCAAAGUCUAAAGACAGCCAACAAGCUACGAAAGCAGAUGCACAGGACAAAGGCAAACCUGAAGUGGACUUGCCGGAAGCAGAGAUUGGAAAGGUUCGACUUCGGUUUGCUCCUGAGCCAAGUGGUUACCUUCACAUUGGACAUGCCAAGGCUGCGUUGCUCAACAAGUAUUUCGCUGAGCGUUACCAAGGGGAAGUGAUUGUGCGUUUUGAUGAUACUAACCCUGCUAAGGAAAGCAAUGAGUUUGUGGAUAAUCUCGUGAAAGAUAUUGGGACAUUGGGGAUCAAGUACGAGAAAGUGACAUACACUUCUGACUACUUUCCUGAACUGAUGGAAAUGGCGGAAAAACUUAUGCGUGAGGGCAAGGCAUAUGUUGACGACACGCCGAGGGAGGAUAUGCAGAAAGAGAGGAUGGAUGGAAUUGAUUCGAAAUGCAGGAAUCAUAGCGUCGAUGAGAAUUUGAAGCUAUGGAAGGAAAUGAUUAAGGGAAGUGAGAGAGGCGUAAAGUGCUGCGUUCGCGGGAAAUUCAACAUGCAAGAUCCCAACAAAGCCAUGCGCGACCCGGUUUAUUACCGAUGCAAUCCUACGUCUCACCACCGUAUCGGGGAUAAGUAUAAGAUAUAUCCAACAUAUGACUUUGCUUGCCCGUUUGUGGAUUCCCUUGAAGGUAUAACGCAUGCCCUUCGGUCUAGUGAGUAUCAUGACCGGAAUGCUCAGUACUUUAAAGUUCUGGAGGACAUGGGAAUGCGACAGGUUCAGCUUUAUGAGUUCAGCCGGUUAAAUCUCGUUUUUACACUUCUCAGUAAGCGCAAGCUUCUCUGGUUUGUCCAGGAGAAGUUGGUUGAUGGGUGGGAUGAUCCACGCUUCCCGACAGUCCAAGGAAUUGUUCGUAGAGGUUUGAAAAUUGAGGCUCUGAUUCAGUUCAUUCUAGAGCAGGGGGCUUCAAAGAAUCUAAAUUUGAUGGAAUGGGACAAACUUUGGUCUAUUAAUAAGAGAAUAAUUGAUCCUGUGUGCCCUAGACACACGGCUGUGAUUGCAGAGCGUCGUGUACUAUUUACC